Messenger RNA from Punctularia strigosozonata HHB-11173 SS5, 993 nucleotides. RefSeq lists its product as uncharacterized. The coding region runs from base 1 to 993 and encodes 330 amino acids. The transcript has a single exon. The record is from RefSeq and is a predicted model, not a curated record. Lineage: Eukaryota; Fungi; Basidiomycota; Agaricomycetes; Corticiales; Punctulariaceae.
AUGAGGCGCCACAACGGUGAAGUAAAAGACAACCGCUUGCAGUACAACUUUAUCCAUCUUCCCUGGAGUAACGUAACACUCAAGGUAUCCGUGCAUCCGUUCCUUGCGAUCGCUCAGUUCGUGAAGUCCUGGAACACGUUCAAUGACGAGCAGAAAGAAAGCAUGCAAUCUCUUUUUGAUGACAACCAGAAAGACGCGGUCAUGCUUUCCCUUCGGGUCUGGGAGGCCUGGCGCCGGUGCCCGCUUGACGACGAUGAAGAACUCGAGAUACCCGACGACGACGCCGACGACGACCAAGAGGCAGGCGACUUCUCUGAACCGGUUAUUCAUGAGCAACCACGCCCGGACGAAAAAUCGACAAAGCGCCCUCGAGAGGAUUCCGGCUCUGACAUCCAGGAAAGAGCGGGCAGCGCGAAUCCAAAUAAGCGACGUCGGCUGAACGCGGGUGCUGAGGAGCCCGAUGAGAAUGAACCGCCAACCGUCGGACCUGUUCUCGUCGCCAAACCGUCAGGACGUGGCAGGCAAGUGCUCCGUGGCCGGUCCAUAUUGGCAGAUUCCGUCGAUCAUAAUAUUUGCCCAAACGCGUCACCGAGACGCUCUGGCGCCGGUGGCGAUUCAACGCAUCCGCAAAACGCCCCCGAUAUGGGCCAUGCCAAUGCUGAGAACAGCGAAGCGGUUGACAAGGCUGAGGACGGCGGCAAGGACGGCGUCGUUCAGGCCGAAUACGACAAAGAGAGCGACGACGAGGAGGCCAACCCGCUCCCAGAUUAUGCGCCUUCCGAACGCAUCAGUAUCGAAGAAUGGGCGAUACAAGUCUCGAACAGCUUGACGUACUCGGACUUGCCAACAAAAACCGAGCCCGAGGUGGACAAGGUCCUAGCCGCAUAUAGGAGGGAGAAGGCUCGCCCUCCACCCUCUGAACCACACUGGACCGAAUGGGAGGCAGACACAGCGUACAUGUACGAACGUGCUCUUCGUUGGAUGUAUUGUUGA